This is a messenger RNA of Nematocida ausubeli, 1320 nucleotides long. RefSeq lists its product as uncharacterized. The record is from RefSeq and is a predicted model, not a curated record. The transcript has a single exon. NCBI's taxonomy places the organism in Eukaryota, Fungi, Microsporidia. The coding region runs from base 1 to 1320 and encodes 439 amino acids.
AUGGUUGGAGAACAAGCUGGAUCACAAAGUAGUGCAGCAGCAGAUAUAGCGAGUCAAAUCGUUGCAAUUCCACGCCAAAAUAUUUAUGUGCAUAAGUUUGAUUUUAUGAAGAUUCUUUCGGUUCUGUUUGAAUCCGUAUACGCACCAGUUGGAACUGGAGCAUCCAGCGAUUUUUAUGGAGUUCGUGCAUUUGAGGCUGGUCUUCUUGCCAUGCUUUUCUUUGUAAUCAUCCUGCGGUUAUUUGAAUUCCAUAAUAAUAAGCCAAUUGUCGACUUGGAAUUAGAGAAGUUCCGGGGAGAGUACACAACGUGCUUCAUAAUGGAUGAAAGGCAAGCAGAGCUUCGGAAUAAAAUGAAUAAGACACUUUUUACAAUAAUAGACGAAAAAAAAAUAAGAGGUGAAACAUCAACAUUUGAUGUAACCGACGUGGUAGACGGAAUAGGCCACGAGCUAUCAAAUGAGGCCUCUGCACUGAGCAUGCCUGAGUACCUCUCCAAGAAGUUCUCAAAGAAUUCUAGCUCGUUUACUAAGACAGCUCUGUCUUUUGCAAUCACCAUUGUCUUCUUUAUUAGAGCAACUGGUGUAUGCAGUAAUGCGUGGACAGCAAUGCUUAGUUCUAAUUCAUUUUUGGCUGCUGCUAUUUUGUGCUUGCAAAUGAUUAUUCAGAUGUUUUUGUUCAUUAUUCUUUUGAUACUUAUAUUUGAUAAAAGUGGGAUAUUUGUUGCUACGCUUACAACCAUGCUGACUAGUAUGCUGUCAUACGGUAUACUAGCGCCUUCGAAUGGUUUCCAACAAGGUUUCAUACAACUUUUAUUUGCGAUGUUUUCAUCGGAAAUGAUCAAAAACUGUUUGUUCUCCGUUUUGGGCAUAAUACUUCACUCUUUGGUGACUAUUCUGUUCAAAUUAACAACAAGCAAAACAGCUGAUUUAGUCUUCUCAAUACAGGGUGCGGAUUUUUGCAGGCUCGCUAUUGCUACAAAGAAAAUAGCUGAGUAUACUAAGGAAGUUGAAAAAAUCCCAGGCACAAUCCCAUCCGAGAUUGAUGAUACCUUAAUUAAUGAUCUUGUUGGUCUGGAGGUUUGCAUGGCCAUGCCAGGUAAUUUUCUCGCGUUCCUUAUGUUUGUCAUAGCAUCGUAUGUUAUUAUAUUUGAGGUGGAUAUGUCCGUUAUAUACUUCAUUUUGACAAAAGCCCCACAUGUUGGCCCAUUUGCAUACAUCCGGAAUAAUAUCGUUACAAGAUGGAUCACUAUAACUAAGAUAAUAGCAUAUAUUGCAUGCUUUGUAGGAAGUGUAUUAAUAUUUAAAUGCAACCCAAUGUAG